AUGGCGGCGAUGAAGAACACACAUACACUAGAGGAUGAGCUGCGACUCCUUACCGAAGGGCUGGAUCGGCAGAGGCAGCAGCACCACCCGCAGCUGGAAGAUCAGCUGCAGCCGAACAGUCAGCUUCACCCCUCCCUGCACGAAGACAAGCUGCAGGAAGCAGAGGAGCUGCAUCAUGAAGAGCAACGCCCCCAACGGGAUGUGCAUCAGCAACACCAGGAGCAGCAAGAGCAGCAAGGGGAUGGCUUGGGGGCACUAGGAGAGCUCGAACGGCGGCUUCGUUCACUUGGCCUUUUCGCUGGACAGCAGCUGCGGGCGAUCCAGCAGCAACACCAACACCAACAACAUCAACACCAACAACACCAAGAGGACGGCAACCCAGUUUCUGGCGCCUUGAUGCCGCAUAGAGCUGAGGAGACACUGGAAGUCUAUGGCACGGCCAGGAUUCCCCAGCAACCUCAGCAUCAAGAAGACGCGAGGCUCAUGCUGCCCAACCAAAACACCUUCCGACAGAAGCCAGAGCUCCAGCAGGAGCAGCAGCGCCAGCAACAGCACUGGACAAGAGAGGAGCGUGUGCUGCAGCACUACUUGCAGCAGCAGCAGCAAUCCCAGGACGAGGAGCAGGAAAGUGUACAGGAGCAGUAUCUGCAGCAGCAGCAGCAGUACCUACGGCAGCAACAGCAGCGCGUUCCUCCUUCAGCACUUAGGGAGUCACUGGCGGCUGGAGGACAGGGGAACUUCUUGCAGCCACACAAUCGGAAGCCAGAGCGAUUCAUGCAACAGCAGCGGCAGUCGCAGCACGUGGUGCAAAACGGAGUGGCUAUGGAGGGCUGCGCUCUGAACCCGGAUGCUGCCGAGUUUGUGCCUUCCUGUUUGUUGCAACGGCAGCUGCAGCAGAACCGUGGCAGCAAUGCAGGAGCGAAGGGAGCAGAUGCAGCGGCAGAGGCAGCAGCGGCAGUGGCAGCCAAGAGCAGCUUCGAGCCACACCGCCGUUCUUCCAUGGACGCUGCGUGGGAAGAGUUUGUUUUGCUGAACGAGGAGUGCAACGGCAUUAGGAACGGAGUUGGCAACAGCAGCUCCCAAUAUGCAGCCUGUGGAUGCGGCACCCUAUUCAAAGUGCAGUGGCAUGACAACGCCUGUACAGUCUUCAGGUUGGCGAUCAACCAGGCAUACGUAGAUAUUGAUAUCAAGCUUAUAUGUACCGAAGCCUUUGCCUCUGUUUUGCUUGUUGCUGCUGCAGUGCUUCCAUCGGAGUCUCGCUGGGUGGCUGUGGCUGUCAAGGGCGGAGAGGCUCCUUCCGCGCCGAAUAUACUUUUUGUAGCUGCAUGCAAUGAAAUUGGAGAAGCACCUACAGUGGCCGCAGACAGGGCAGCGGCUUCUAGCGGCACAGCUACCGUAGCAAGCCUUGGGGAAGGUAACUCUAGUGGUAGCAUAACAACCAGCAUUUCAGAUCUCAGCGAUGGCUCUGCAGUGGCAGCAGUGGCCACAGCCACGACAACAGCGAAUGCUGCUGCACCUGCAACUACUGCCACUGCGGCGAAAGCUGCAUCCAUGAGAGACGCGCCGGUGAAUGCAGCCGCAAAAAAGCGUCUAGAAGACACCGCUUUCAGCGGCAGCGGAAGCAGCAAGGUGCAUCCUCACGGCUGCCGCUUAAUUGCGGUCGAAGGAGUUGACGCUAAGGGCGGCACGUUUUGCAAAGCAACCUACUUUUUUCACGUUGGUGAGUUUCCUACACCAGGUGAUGCUGCUGCUGCCAGCCGUGCCCUUGCCCUUUUCCGCGCUUCAAGAGGUCACUCGGCCUUCUUUUCAGCCUUGCACUAUGAGGUGCAUGAGCACGUGAGCGCUCGUGCUGCGUCUUUGCUGGCUCUUGCAGAGAAGGGGCUGUGGGAAAGGAGGCAGGUGCGAUGGACAAGUCCUUCGGAGCAGCAGCAGUUGCAGCAGCAAAGAUUGCAGCAGCAGGAGCACCAGCAACAGCGGUUG
Messenger RNA from Cyclospora cayetanensis, 1980 nucleotides. RefSeq lists its product as uncharacterized. The record is from RefSeq and is a predicted model, not a curated record. The transcript is spliced from 5 exons. The annotation marks the transcript as partial. NCBI's taxonomy places the organism in Eukaryota, Apicomplexa, Conoidasida, Eucoccidiorida, Eimeriidae.